AUGACAGACUUCAGCCGCACUUCAUUGAAUCUCCCGUCAAAACAUGCAAACGCACAAUCUUCUGUGCAUAAUCUCCUUCGUUCUCGGAUGUUCGGCUCAGUUUUAUGUUAUAGAUGAUCGGAUUGGUCUAGGGCGGGAGUUUGAUGGAAUAGGAGGCUUAAGUGGAGGAGGAGCCACUUCACGACUUCUUGUUAAUUAUGAAGAACCCUAUCGGACUCAGAUAUUGGAUUACUUAUUCAAGCCCAACUUUGGAGCUUCACUUCACAUCCUUAAGGUGGAAAUAGGAGGUGAUGCUCAAACCACAGAUGGCACAGAACCCUCUCACAUGCACAGUAAGGAUGAGGGGAAUUUUUUCCGCGGGUACGAGUGGUGGCUUAUGAAGGAAGCCAAGAAAAGAAAUCCAAACAUUAAGCUGAUCGGUCUUCCCUGGGCAUUUCCAGGAUGGGUUGGAUAUGGAACCCAAUGGCCUUACUUUUUUCCAAAUGUUACGGCCAACUAUGUUAUUACAUGGGUCAUGGGAGCAAAGCAGCAUCAUAACCUUGACAUUGAUUAUAUCGGGAUUUGGAAUGAGAAAGCAUUUGAUCCAACAUACAUUAAGGUGCUGAGAGAUGUUUUGGACAGUGCUGGCUUCACGAACAUUGGCAUCAUUGCUGCAGAUGGAGACUGGUCUAUAGCAUCUGCCAUGCUGAAUGAUCCAUAUCUGAACGAUGCUGUCGAAGUCAUAGGUGUGCACUACCCAGGCACCAACACAGUAAAGGAAGCUCUGCUGACAGAGAGAAAGCUCUGGUCCUCUGAAGACAGCACCUACAAUGACGACAUCGGUGCCGGAUGUUGGGCUCGCAUUCUCAACCAGAACUACGUUAAUGGCAAAAUGACCUCGACUAUAUCCUGGAACGUAAUAGCAAGUUAUUACGAGAAUCUGUCAUUUGGUAGAGAUGGGCUGAUGACAGCGGAGGAACCCUGGAGUGGACAUUAUAUAGUGGAAUCUCCAAUAUGGAUGACUGCACACACUACUCAAUUCACACAGCCAGGCUGGUUUUAUCUGCAGACUGUGGGCAAACUCAACCAAGGAGGAAGUUAUGUGGCUUUGACAGACCGCAAAGGGAACUUAACAAUUAUUAUAGAAACUAUGACACACGAGCACUCUCAGUGCAUUCGUCCUCCAUUGCCACACUUUGACGUCUCUCCUCAGAUCGCCACAUUUGAGUUCAAAGGCUCCUUUGCACAUCUCACUGACCUCCAAGUGUGGUACUCAAAACUGGAUUUUAAGUCCGGAAAUGGUACACUGUUUAAGCAACUGAGGCCUAUUAGGGCCCAUGACGGCUUGUUAAGCUUAAAACUAGAUGUCGAUGAGGUCUUUACUAUUACAACGGUCACCACUGCACAAAGAGGCUUCUACCCAGAGCCCCCCAAAUCAUGUCCGUUCCCUAAAAAUUACACUGAUGACUUUACAAUAGAUAACCCUCCAUUCUCUGAGGCGCCGUACUUUGCUGAUCAAACCGGUGUGUUUGAGUACUUCAGAAACACUACAGAUAAUGGCUCCCAUGCCUUUACUCUACGGCAAGUGGUCACUGAGCGGCCAGUGGCCUGGGCUAAAGAUGCAGACCAAACCAUCAGCAUCAUAGGGGACUACGGCUGGUCAGACGUAAAUGUGUCAUGUGACGUCCUUAUUGAAACCCCCAAGACUGGGGGAGUGUUCCUGGCGGCCAGCGAUCAAGGCGGAGAAUCAGUCCGACAAGCAAAAGGGGUCUUUACUGGAUUUAUGGCAAAUGGAACCUAUAGAGUGACAAAUGACAUAGGUGGAAAAAGAGUUCUUGCUGAAGGGCUGUCAGGAACAAAGGCAGGAGUAUGGUACACCUUAACUCUUAGUGUCAAGGUAAUAUCUACAUAUAGAUAGGAUUUUUUUGCCACAGGGUCACUGAACGGCUUUCCGUUGUGGAAAAAUGCUGCUGUUCUGGAGCCCAAGAAUGGCUGGGCUGCACUAGGAACUUUGUCUUUUGAAUAUGCACUUGAUAAUUUUAAUGUGAUUGCAGGGUGAUUUGUACUUUGAUACCUCACAUUUGUGUUUACUUCAUUAUCACACUUUUUUCUGCUUUGAAUUCUUUGAAAGCGUCAGGUUGACUGAUCUGAGUUUCUGUUCGUUUUACUGCAAAAAUACUAUACUGUGAACGCGUUUCAUUUCGUUUCUUGGUGAUUUACUUUUUUUCUUUUUUUUUUUUUACUGGAAUAGUUGAUAUUUUGGGGUUUAUAAAUGAAGAACGUGAGAUGUUGAUCUUCAAAAAGGGAUAUUUAACUAGGAUGGUUGUCAAAGAUGGCGAUUAAUGACUUGAAUGAUUUAAAAUAUUUAUUCUUAAUAAGCAGAAUAAAUAAAUGAAGCACUUGAUAGUGUGCUAUGAAACAGGUUCACUUGAUGUGUAAAAUUAUAGAAAAAUAAUUUCAACACCAUACGUCUCUUAAAGGGGUGGUCCCCUACGAUAUCAUAUUUUAAACUUUAGUUGAUGUGUAAUGUAG
Danio aesculapii is the source of this 2511-nucleotide messenger RNA. Its product is annotated as galactocerebrosidase-like. Gene Ontology annotation, molecular function: galactosylceramidase activity. The record is from RefSeq and is a predicted model, not a curated record. Gene Ontology annotation, cellular component: lysosome. Gene Ontology annotation, biological process: galactosylceramide catabolic process. NCBI's taxonomy places the organism in Eukaryota, Metazoa, Chordata, Actinopteri, Cypriniformes, Danionidae.